Papaver somniferum (opium poppy) is the source of this 1383-nucleotide messenger RNA. RefSeq names its product probable calcium-binding protein CML25. The transcript is spliced from 4 exons. The coding region runs from base 162 to 1088 and encodes 308 amino acids. The record is from RefSeq and is a predicted model, not a curated record. Gene Ontology annotation, molecular function: calcium ion binding. Lineage: Eukaryota; Viridiplantae; Streptophyta; Magnoliopsida; Ranunculales; Papaveraceae.
UAUCUUAAACUCCCCGGUUUUUAGCUAUAUUGAUAACAGAAUCACCGAGUUUAUAUAAAAUCCUGCUAUCCGUUUCUGUCUCCUUUUCUUUCUCUGAAUCCUUCUUGUUCUCAAAUUCUUAUUCUCCUGUUUAUUCUUCAGAUUUUGUUCUCAAAUUAACAAUGGGGAUUAGAUCAUUGCUGGGUAAGAAAAAGAAACAGAAUAAUAAUUCAAUGGGGGAUUUGUCAUCAACAUACGAAACACCACCACAAUCACCGUCAAUUUUCAUGAAUUCAUCCAACAAGAAGGUACAAGAAUUCGAAGAGAUUUUCAAGAAGUUUGAUGUGAAUGGUGAUGGGAAAAUAGAAUGGUCUGAAUUAGGGUUGAUAAUGAGUAGCUUAGGACAUAAUGCUGAAGAAGAAGAAUUAAAGAAAGGGAUUUUUAACAAACUGCCACACUUGCAAAUCCCGAUUCAAGAAAAUGCCACCGUGUGUUUUGCAGUGGUAGUUGCAACAGAAUUGAAGGUGGUUUGUGCUUGGUUAAUGUCACAGGAGCUGCAGGGAGUUGUUAUGAAUGCUAGGACAGGUGACAUGACAGUGUUGAUGCUGGAGAGUUUUACUGGUGGAUGUUGCAGGUGCAGUGAACCCAAGAACAAGGAGGAAUCGGUGAUGGAUUACGGAUGGAAAAACGGUGGCAUUUUCUUAAACUGCAAAUUGGAAGUGUGGCACUUUAUUAAAAUCCCCUUAAAGAAAAUGGUAAAAGAAGUUGAUUCAGAUGGAGAUGGGUUUAUUGAUUUGGAUGAGUUUAUUGAAUUGAAUACUAUCGAUCCUGAGAAAUUACUUGAAGAUGUUAAAUCUGCUUUUACUAUUUUAGAUGCUAAUGGUGAUGGAUCAAUAUCACCACAGGAAUUACAGAAGGUUUUGAGAAGUUUGGGUGAGAGUCCAACGCUUGAGGAUUGUAAGAAUAUGAUUAAAGGUGUGGAUUGUGAUGGUGAUGGUCUUGUUUCGUUCGAGGAGUUUAAGAAGAUGAUGAUUCGUGGUUCGGCUUCUACUGAUCAUUUUCUACAGAGGAAUGCGAGCAAGAAUGAAAAUCAGGAAGUUCAACAAUGAUGAUGAUCCGUUUCAUCAUAUGUUAACUUUGUUAGUUUUAAUGGUAAAUGGAAUAGAUCUAUUCUUACCUUUUUUUUUUUUUAUGCUUAGAAAUUCUUUAAAAUUUAUUAUUCAUUGGAUUCAUUGUGAUUGUGCUGAAUUUUAAUUUGAGAUAAAAUCUAUGUGUUGGACAAACUAACAAGAUCAAAGUUAUGAACAUUCUUUUUCUUCUUUAAAUUGUAAUUGUGGACAGGGAAAUGUAUAUUAUAUUACUAAUUGUAGCUAAAUUAAUGUUUGAUUAUAGCUUUGCAUUGUA